AUGGCGUCUGAAACCAAUGCCGAGUGCUUGCUUAAUACUACAGAAUGCAUGUUGCAGACUGUCGCAAGUAUCCUCAAGGAGAUCCAGGAGCAGAACAGUGAAUAUAACUGGGACCCCAUGACAUUUAUAUUCACGGCUAUCAUAGGCGUUAUUGCUAUUGCCUUUGCGGCUUUGACCGCUUUCCAAGCUUUCUUAACUGCCGGUCCUGGCCGUACGAAAUCUGGGGCUUAUGCCAUCGGUCCAUGGUCACGGCACAAUUAUCGCAAAUUUGACUGGCCAGAGAUGCGAUUCAGGACUGUAUCGUUUACUCCAGUUCUCACAGUCGAUUCUCUUAUGGAAGAUUUGAGCGAGAGCUCCAUACCUUCUGAAGAGUCAGGGGGGCUUAGGAAAGGGCGAGAAGAUUACUUUCCAGCAACAUGGCUUGCCUUGUUAACACACCUUUCCCUUGACUAUACCACGGUUUGGGAACAGGCGAAACCAACUGGAGCCGACUUUAUUCCUUCGGAGCUCUCGGCUGUCCCAGCAUAUGGUUCAAUAAGAUUUGUGACAACUCUGGCCUUUACUCUAUCAGGUGGACUUGGUCAUCUAACCUUUGAUCAAGAAUCUGGCUUACCAAGGGUGCGCCAUACUUGGUUCAAUCUUAUAUUUCGACAACAUCCAUUGUUGGGCACUAUGGGAUUCUUCGAGAGAUACGGGAGAGUGCGCUCUGAGCAGUCUGAUUUCCGCAAGCUGAUUCGCAGACAAUUCUUCGAAGCCCACGGUCAAAUGAAUUUCCCUGGUUUCGACCAUCAGAAGAUUCGAAACAACUCAUUGAUUGAGGCGGGACAACUUCUUACCUUCGAUCCGAUUGUUGGUAUAUUAUUUAAUCUUACUUUGACAAAUAUUGUACAACAAAAAUGCCUCCAUCUCAAUGAGCAGCCAAACCCAGCAUGUGUCAACUUCUUUAAAUUCUUGGGUCACUUCCAUUCCGACCUUCUUAUAAAGGGUCCCCUGUGCCUAUUAAUGGCAAAAAUCCAAAAGGGAGAUUUUCCUCCGAUUUUAUUUCCGCACAAGAAGGCCAAACUCCGCGAACGUCUCGACACUCUGCUGCUUCAAAGCCGAUCCUGGGGGUUAAAGUUUCUAGCUUCUUGUGACACUUUCCCCAGCCCAUCAGAAAACAUCGCUCAUAGCAGUCUCGAUAUGGCCGACACUGCUAAUUCAUGGGCUAAAUCAACAAUUAUUCCUGACAUCGACGAGCUUGAAUUGCGUAACGAUAUCUACGAGCUGUCUUUAGAGUGCCUUAACGAGAGCCCUAGCCAAGAUCCCGAUUACACUUUCAGUCGAAUCUCUCCUCCAUUGAUUCUUGGGAAGGAACUGGAAACUAUCGAUUUAUGGCUGGAACAGAUUGAAUCCGAAGUCCUAUGCAGAAAGCUCACACUAAGUAUCAUCGGAGAUGGGAUUCGACAAAUUGUCGAUAAUGCUCCGCAACAGCCCACUUCUAAUGUCGCGUCUCACACCACGAAUGCAGCAGCAUUAUCUAGCAGCUCUAGAUUGGAAGGUAAACUUUUCUGUUUCUUGGAUGCAAUUAACAAACCUGACUGCUUCAAUUGUCUUUACACAGCCUCAAGAAAAAUUCCCAAGGAAGUCAUACGCAACACAUCUGAAGGUCUCAAAAAGAUUUGGGAUAUCUGGCAGAGAAGAGAAACGCCUCUGGAGGGCGAGGAUGAUGAAAGUGGAGAUGAUGCCGAGACAGGCGAAGAGUACAAUAGUCGCACAUGGAAGAUACCUCAUGCGGCCGAUCACCCAUUGGAUGGCGUCCUUAUCUAUCGUGCGGUUUUGAUAACCCUCUUGUAUUCUUUGGCCUGCGAUAGCAGUCCCUUGAUAAGUGAAGACUUAGGGCUAAUUGUUCCAAUUAUGUAG
Messenger RNA from Fusarium fujikuroi IMI 58289, 1899 nucleotides. RefSeq lists its product as uncharacterized. The transcript has a single exon. NCBI's taxonomy places the organism in Eukaryota, Fungi, Ascomycota, Sordariomycetes, Hypocreales, Nectriaceae. Bases 1 to 1899 code for a protein of 632 amino acids. The record is from RefSeq and is a predicted model, not a curated record.